Messenger RNA from Acaulospora colombiana, 180 nucleotides. Lineage: Eukaryota; Fungi; Glomeromycota; Glomeromycetes; Diversisporales; Acaulosporaceae. The record is from the annotation of a GenBank genome assembly.
AUGGAAGGAAUGCUCCAGUGGCACACGCCCAGAUUGAUUGUGUGGAAUACAGCGGAUAAUGCCAACGGAGGUUUAUCGAGUGAGGAAAUCAUGAGCAGGUGGGUGGCUACGGCGGCGGCGUUUCCAAUAAUAUUUGAUGAUGCCAAGAUUAUUGUGACCAUGAUAAUUGACAGUGUGAUG